Dama dama (fallow deer) is the source of this 3417-nucleotide messenger RNA. It is a transcript of the gene PBXIP1, whose product is annotated as PBX homeobox interacting protein 1. Lineage: Eukaryota; Metazoa; Chordata; Mammalia; Artiodactyla; Cervidae. The coding region runs from base 316 to 2502 and encodes 728 amino acids. The record is from RefSeq and is a predicted model, not a curated record. The transcript has 12 exons.
CCUUUCUUGCGGCUCUAAGAGCCGGAGAGGCAGCAACAAGUUCAGCUGAAGACUGAAGCAAGAGCUGGGUCAGUCACCUUCAAGUUUCCUCAGAUGAAACGCUGGAGUUUGCUGAGAAGGGAAACGAGAAUGGAGAGUGACAAGGACAUUUACUAGAGGCACAUUCAGAUGGAUGUAAGCUGUGCCAUUGCUCUCAACCCUGGCUGCAUGUGAGACUCAUUUGGGAGAUUUUUCGGAGCCUGAGCCUGAUCCUUGAACUCAGUUAUAUCAGAAUCUUAGGUGGCAGCCUCAGCAGCUGCGGGAACCUCAGCAGUGAUGGCCUCCUGCCCAGACUCGGACAAUAGCUGGGUGCUUGCCGGCUCAGAGAGCCUGCCUGUGGAGACCUUGGGCCCUGAAUCUGGGAUGGACGCAGAAUCUGAGAGAGCUCCCCGGGCCCCUCGGAGCCCCUCCAAGGCAGCUGCUGAGGAAUCAGCUGGGACCUUGGAUGGAGGAGAGACUGUGUCCCAGAGUGAGAGCUCCCAAUCUGGGCCCAUCCUGUCAGAGGAGGCUGAGGCCAAGCAGGGUGUCCUGGAAGGGGAUGACCCUGGAAUGGAGACCCCCGGCCCAGGAGACACAGAGGCCCGGGGAGACUUGGAGGAGACCCCUGAGGUGGUAGGCCUGGAACCGGACUCACAGGACCUGGAGGAUCAGAGCCCCCCCCGCAGCCUGCCUUCAUCCCCCAACACAGCUCAGAUCAGGGAGGAGGCCCACCGCUCCAGCAGCGAGGAGGACGACACCGAUGUGGAUGUGGAGGGUCUGCGGAGACGGCGGGGCCGGGAGCCCGGCACUCCUCAGCCCGCGGCCACCCUGGGUGUGGAGAGCCAGGGCCAGGGCGAAGGUGCAGGCGGGGAGCUGGGCAUCUCCCUCAACAUGUGUCUCCUCGGGGCCCUGGUUCUGCUGGGCCUGGGGAUCCUCCUCUUUGGUGGCCUCUCAGAGUCUGAAAGUGGGCCCCUGGAGGGAGUAGACCUGCAGGUCUUGCCAGAUCCGGAGUCUGAUGCUGAGAUGCUGGAGGCUGCGGGGGAUGGGCAGGAUGGACUACAGCAGCUACAGACCUCAGAGCUCCUGGACAGUGUCCCCAGCCUGCAGAACAUGGCCCUUCUGCUGGAUAAGCUGGCCAAGGAGAACCAGGACAUCCGACUACUGCAGGCCCAGCUGCAGGCCCAGAAGGAAGAGCUUCAGAGCCUGAUGCAUCAGCCCAAAGGGCUAGAAGAGGAGAAUGCCCGGCUCCGAGGGGCCCUCCAGCAGGGCGAGGCCUCCCAGCGGGCCCUGGAGUCAGAGCUGCAGCAGCUGCGGGCCCAGCUUCAGGGACUGGAGGCUGACUGCGUCCAGGGUGCAGAUGGGCUGUGUCUCCAUUGGGGCAGAGGCCCGCAGGCUGGCAAGGUCACCAAGGAGCAAGGCGCUACAGGGCCGGAGCCAAGCCCUGGAUUCCUGGAGCAAAAGAAACAGCUAGAGGCCGAGGCCCAGGCAUUAAGGCAAGAGUUGGAGCGGCAGCGGCGGCUGCUGGGGUCUGUGCAGCAGGACCUGGAACGGAGCUUGAGGGAUGCGGGCCGAGGGCAUCCAGCCCAGGCUGGCCUGGCUGAGUUGGGUCACAGGCUGGCCCAGAAGCUGCGGGGCCUGGAGGACUGGGGCCAGCGCCCUGGGGUCCCUGCCAAUGUCUCAGAGGCCUGGCAUCAGAAGCCUCACUUCCAGAAUUUCAGGGAGCGGAGUGGGAAGGAAAAGUGGUGGGAUAGGCAAGGGGACUGGAAGACCGAGCACCGGAAACAUAAGAAGGAGGUAUCUGGCCGGGAGAAGAGCUGGCGGGGUGAGGAGGACAGGGAGCGGGCGGGGAGGUGGAAGGAGGGCAAGCCAAGGGUGGAGGAGUGGGCCAGCAAGAAGGAUGGCAAGCGACAGCGUUCCAAGGAGCCCCCCAGGAAAAGUGGGAGCUCCCACCCCUCCGGAGAAAGGCAGAAACACCCUCGAUGGAAGGAAGGAGCUAAAGACAGGCAUGACCCCCUGCCACUCUGGGCAGAGCUGUCCAAGCACAAGUACCAGGCACCCCAGGGCUGUUCAGGUGUCCAUGAGUGUGCCCGGCAGGAGGGCCUGGCCUUCUUUGGCAUAGAGCUAGCCCCCGUGCAGCAACAGGAGCUGGCCUCUCUGCUGAGGACGUACCUGGCACGACUGCCUUGGGCCGGGCCACUGACCAAGGAGCUGCCCCUCUCUCCCACUUACUUCGGUGAGGAUGGUAUCUUCCGCCACGACCGCCUCCGCUUCCGUGACUUUGUAGACGCCUUGGAGGACAGCCUGGAGGAGGUGGCAGUGAGACAAACAGGUGAUGACGACGAGGUGGAUGACUUUGAGGAUUUCAUCUUCAGCCACUUCUUUGGAGACAAAGCACUGAAGAAGAGGUCUGGGAAGGACAAACAUUUGCAGAACUCCAGAGUUGUGGGGCCCAGGGAGGAGCACAGCCCCCACCGCCGGGGCUGAGGCCCCGCGUUAUCUAUCCCCUGGGAACCGUUAAACUGCCACCUCCCUCGGCUCGGUUGGUGUCAUUGGAUGUCCUUCACAGAGAAGAGUGGAGAUCACUGAGCCCUGCACUGAUACCACUUCUGCUACAAAAAGGCCUUAGCUGGAGCUGCUUUGCUGUCUAUGCAAAUGAAUGCAAAUUCUUAGGGCCUUGACCCUUGCAGCCGGAUUGUGAAGGGGGGAUGGGAGACAAGCCUGUUUUUUAGGAGGGUAGGGUGGGAGUAAGAGGUAUGGGGCAAUUCAGAUUUUGAAGCCAGAGAGCUGGUGCGUGUGUGUGUGUGUGUGUGUGUGUGUGUCUGUGUGUCUGUAGGGGGGCCCCUUGGCUGCACACACUGACCCGUGCACCCUGGGAUUCUAUUCGCCCGGCUGGCUGAAGGCCCAGCAUGAAGGCUUUCCCUGGGGUUUUGUUAGAUUUGGAAGGAGCUAUCCCUAGGGAAUCGAAGUCCCCUUUUUAGCCUUGCUCCUCACGUGGCCUCACCUCUGCUUGUGAACUGUAGACUCAGAUUCCAAUAAAAUUCUGUAGGAGCUGUGACAUUGGGUGGAGGCUCUGUCGCUUAGGGCUGUUUCUAAGCACAGGGGAAGCCCACACCCAUCACCUCAUAGGCACUGGUACUCACCUUCUCCCCUCCCCGUCACCUCACCCUCCCCGCAAACCUCAGGCCCUCUGGGCUGGAACUCCCCAUUUUGCUUACAGCUGUCUUGGCUGCAUCCCUGGGAGAUGUAGAAAUAUGCAAGUGGGUUUUGGGCUCAAAUCCAGGUUGAGUGAUUUUGGGCAAAUCAAUCCCUGGGAACCUUGGGUUUCUAAUCCCCAAAAAGGGAGAUUGAAGGGCUGGGGACUCUUCGAGCAGGAUUGUAAAUAAAUCAAUGUAAACAAAA